AAAUCUUGCAAAUGGCAGACAAAAUAGGAAAGAUAAUCUAACAUCGCCGCAAGCCGGAUUCCUGACUGCACACGCAAGAGCACAUAUGCUUUUCUUCUUCGAAACCACGCAUCACCUACUCCACCGGUCGAAUCCAUAUUCACAUUUAUCGAUAUUUAAAGAACAUAACGAUGUCGUUCGACUUGGAGGAAGAAGAGUCCUUCGAGCACACUCGGACAAGAUCUGGUCCGGUAGGCUCCGUGUGGUUUCAUGUAAGGAUCGGUGUGAGAUCCGGUUGGAAGAUCCAAAUUCCGGCGAUUUAUUUGCAGCUUGUUUUGUUUACCCUGGGCAGAGGGAAAAUGCGGUUGAGUCCGUUCUCGAUUCGUCGAGGUAUUUUGUGUUGAAGAUCGAGGAUGGAACGGGGAAGCACGCGUUUAUAGGGCUAGGGUUUACGGAGAGAAAUGAGGCGUUUGAUUUCAAUGUGGCGUUGUCCGAUCAUGAUAAGUAUGUCAAGAGGGAGAACGAAAAGGAGGAUGGUGAAGCUAGCGAUGCCAAUCAUAUUGAUAUUCAUCCUGCUGUGAACCAUAGAUUAAAGGAAGGUGAAACCAUUCGGAUAAGUGUAAAAAACAAGCCUGCUAGUGGAUCUGGGAUGCUUUCUUCUGCUGGUUUGUCAGGAGGUCCUGCUGGAACUGGAAAUAGUAAGCCUCUAAGCCUUGCUCCUCCACCAAGUUCCACUUCAAGAAUCAGAUCUCCUCUCCCACCUCCACCCAAUGAUCCUGCUGUUGUUCGGAUGACUUCUACAAAAGUUAGUAUUGCUGUUGAAGGAACCAAGGAAACAAGGCAUUCUACAAAUGCUUUCACUGAUUUGUCUCAACUUGAGAAGAAUCUUCCUGGAUCAACUAAAAGUAAAACAGGUGCAGCUGGAUGGGCAGCAUUUUGAUUCUUUCAACUGUAUACUUGUGGAGUGUUUGAAGAAAGCAACCGGAUGAAUAGGAGGGAGAAAACAGUCAACAGUACACUUCAUUUUUGCUACCAAUAUAUGUUGGUAUGUUUCUUUCAAAUUGCUUCGCCUUUUGAAUGUAUAAUGGAGAAACAAACUAGUUUCAUAUUGUUAUUAUUCAAUCACACCCUUGGGGUUUUUUGUUGGGUUAAAGUAACUGAAUAGCAACUUACUUUUUACUUGUUCCAUUCAGAUCACCAAACUUUUUUCCUAAAGUCAC
Molecule: messenger RNA, 1199 nt
Organism: Lactuca saligna
Lineage: Eukaryota; Viridiplantae; Streptophyta; Magnoliopsida; Asterales; Asteraceae
Source: the annotation of a GenBank genome assembly